UUGGAAACUGCAGCGGACGCUGUUGCCGUGGAGACCGGGUCAGCACCGGCCGAGCGAGCGAGCGAGAGUUCCUGCGACCGAAACAUCAAACGUGGGAAUUCUGCUUCACUCUACUAAAGAUGCUUCCAGUCAAGCCUGCUUUGCGCUGCAGCGUGUCCGAGUGGAACAACAACAACCUCCAGCUGUGGGCCGAAGCUCAGCAGCAGAGGCAGGUCUCUGGUGAGAUCAGACAGGAGUGCAGGUCGCUGCGUAAUGAGACCCACAGCAAGACGGUCUGGGAUGAGAAGGAGACGUCUCGGCGUCUCACUGAGCGUGUCUGGGAUGUCUCCAGGUGGAGGGACUUGCUGCAGAGCUGCGCUCAGAAAGUGGAUGAAGAGAUGGAUGCUCUGACGCUG
Oryzias melastigma (Indian medaka) is the source of this 395-nucleotide messenger RNA. RefSeq names its product tektin-2-like. Gene Ontology annotation, cellular component: nucleus; microtubule cytoskeleton. Gene Ontology annotation, biological process: cilium movement involved in cell motility; cilium assembly. Lineage: Eukaryota; Metazoa; Chordata; Actinopteri; Beloniformes; Adrianichthyidae. The transcript has 3 exons. The annotation marks the transcript as partial. The record is from RefSeq and is a predicted model, not a curated record.